Molecule: messenger RNA, 951 nt
Organism: Geodia barretti
Lineage: Eukaryota; Metazoa; Porifera; Demospongiae; Tetractinellida; Geodiidae
Source: the annotation of a GenBank genome assembly
AUGACAAUGACAGAUACUUCGCCGAGAUUCGUCGUGCGGCUGCAUCAGGGCGGCUCUGGGUACGCAUACCUGCGGGAGAUAUUUCGGGCAGCGGAUGGGCUGGGGUAUGACGCGGCCUCGCUGUAUGACUUGCUGGGGAUUCCGACGCUGGAGUGCUGGACGACGCUUUCGGCGCUGGCGGCGGAGACGGAGCGCAUACGUCUGAUUCCGAUGGUGCUGGCGAACCUGUACCGGCAUCCGGCGACACUGGCUAAGAUGGCGGCUACGCUGGAUGUCAUCAGCGAGGGCAGACUGGUGCUGGGCAUCGGGGCUGGCGGCGGUGAGGGGGACCACAAGGCUUAUGGACUACCCUACCCGUCAACUCGUGAGCGCGUUGCGAUGGUUGGCGAGGCUGUGCAGGUUGUACGACUGCUGUGGUCUGGGGAGCGCGUGAGCUUCGAGGGCAACCAUUACCGACUAAACAAUGCGCUGUGCGAUCCUGCGCCUGUGCAGCAGCCGGCGCCGCCGAUACUCAUCGGUGGGCAUGGGGAGCGGCAUCUGCUGCGCGUGGCGGCGGCGCAUGCGGACAUCACGAAUAUGAGCGCCGAUAUGAGCAUUGCAGAGCACGAGGCAAAGCGGCGGGUGGUGGACGCUCAUUGCGCCGCAGUGGGGCGAGAGCCGUCAGAGGUGGCACUGAGCCACAACGCGCAUGUGUUCAUCGGCAGGGACGAGGCGGCGGUCGAGGCGCUGCUGGCGGGGCAUGCGGCGCGGCAUGCCGUGUCGGUGGAACGGUUCAGGGCGUCGAUGGGCAAUGCUAUUGUGGGCACGCCAGAGCAGUGCGUGGAGCAGAUUCGACUGUACACGGACUAUGGCAUCGGCUGGUUCUUCCUGCUGUUUCCGGAGCCGGUGAGCGUUGGGGAUUUGGAGUUGUUCGCCAGCGAGGUGAUGCCGCACUUUCGCGAUCCUCAAUAG